AAUAAACAGCAGUAGCAUAUCCACUCUUUGCCUAACAGCACGCCAUUGCCAAAAAGAAGCCUUUCAUUGCUGCUGUAAUUAUGUUAAAUCAUAGCAUAUAGGCAUGCAUAAAUUCCACUUGGAACCAACCCCAAUUCCCCCCCAUCAUCUCCCUCUGCUUUCCUCCACUUUCUUUCUUUUCAUUUUUGUUAGCCUUUUCUUGCAAUAUAAGCUUUGCUAAAAUUUGCAAUUCCAAAGCGAAAAAACCCCCUGUUCAUAAAUUCUGAUCAAAACUUACCCACAUUCCAAAAAGCAAAAGAAAAUCUUUUUGAAGAAAUGAGUUCGAUUUGCAUCUCUAAUUGCUUGAAUGAUGCCAGAGACCCUGGGUUGCCUGUGAGGGCAACUUAUGUGAAUCUUUACAAGUGGCCAGAGUCAGAUGCGGAGUUCGUGAGGUCAAGGAGCUCAUCAGGGUCCUUGCAUGGUGGUAGAGUUGUUGACAGUAUCUCAUGCAGGCAGAUGUAUCUGAGGAGCUAUAGGUUCUCAAGGAAAGAAACUGUGCCUGAGAAGACUGUGAAAUGCUUGGGGAGGGUUAAGGAGAAAGUCUGUCAAAGGAAGAGGAGAUACAAGCAGAAGAGACGUAUUAGAAGCAGGUGUUUGGUAUGGAGGAAAGUGAAGGUAGCAUUGUUUAGGUUUUUCAAUAGGUUACUGUCUUGCUCUGCUAGUGUUGAUGUUGUGGAUCAAAAGACUGUUUUCUUCUGAUUUUUUGUUGGUUUAUUUAAUUUGUUCAAAAUCUUCAAAGCAUGACUGAAUGGGUAGUUUAUACUUGAUUCAUACAAA
Gossypium arboreum is the source of this 816-nucleotide messenger RNA. RefSeq lists its product as uncharacterized. The record is from RefSeq and is a predicted model, not a curated record. Lineage: Eukaryota; Viridiplantae; Streptophyta; Magnoliopsida; Malvales; Malvaceae. The transcript has a single exon. Bases 316 to 738 code for a protein of 140 amino acids.